This is a messenger RNA of Sitophilus oryzae (rice weevil), 522 nucleotides long. RefSeq lists its product as uncharacterized. The record is from RefSeq and is a predicted model, not a curated record. Lineage: Eukaryota; Metazoa; Arthropoda; Insecta; Coleoptera; Curculionidae. Bases 1 to 522 code for a protein of 173 amino acids. The transcript has a single exon.
AUGAAAUCUCAUUUAUAUCGAACAAUCGGCUCUCAGAUUUUGACAUAUGAAGAAUUCUCCACUAUUCUAACCCAAAUUGAAGCAGUGCUGAAUUCUCGGCCAUUAUCGGUUAUAAGUGCCGAUCCCAAUGAUUUACAACCAUUAACUCCCGGUCACUUUCUGACCUUAGAACCUUUAACAAUUGGUUUUCCAGAACCUGAUCUGACCUCUAUCCCUCUUAAUAGAUUGUCAAGAUGGCAACUAAUUCAACGUAUGCAUACUGAUUUCUGGAAACGUUGGUCUCAGGAGUAUGUACAUUUAAUGCAAGAACGGCAUAAAUGGACCGAACCUACUCCUGAAAUAAAAUUGAAUUCAUUAGUUCUGAUCAAACAUGAAACAGAAUCUCCGUUAUCUUGGGAAUUGGGUAGAGUCAUAAAGCUUCAUCCCGGAAAAGACAAUAUUGUUCGUGUAGUCACACUUAAAACUGCACAUGGGAUAUUACAAAGACCAGUUGUCAAAAUUUGCCCUUUACCUGGCAACUAA